AUGUUUGACGUUUUUGGCUCCGUAAAGGGGCUUCUCAAGCUCGACUCUGUGUGCAUUGACAACAAUGUGUUCCGCCUGCACUACAAGGCCACCGUGAUCAUCCUGAUCGCCUUUUCGCUACUCGUUACUUCGCGGCAGUACAUCGGCGAUCCUAUCGACUGCAUCGUAGACGAGAUUCCGUACGCCGUUAUGGACACCUACUGCUGGAUCUACUCUACUUUCACAAUACCUAACCGGCUCGUGGGUCGAGUCGGCAAAGAUAUGGUGCAACCCGGCGUGGCAUCGCACGUCGACGGUCAGGACGAGGUUAAAUAUCACAAAUAUUACCAGUGGGUGUGUUUUGUGCUAUUCUUCCAAGCUAUUCUGUUCUAUGUGCCGCGAUAUUUAUGGAAAACUUGGGAAGGCGGCCGCGUCAAGAUGCUUGUGCUAGAUCUUAACUGUCCUGUGGUCGGAGAAGAGUGUAAAAAGGACCGUAAGAAACUUCUUGUUGACUAUUUUUACACAAAUUUGCACACACAAAACUUUUACGCAUUCCGUUUCUUUAUCUGCGAAGUGUUGAAUUUUAUCAACGUGGUAGGUCAAAUAUAUUUCAUGGAUUUCUUCCUUGACGGCGAAUUCUCCACGUACGGCAGAGACGUAGUACGCUUUACCGAGAUGGAACCAGAAGAACGCGAAGACCCGAUGGCGCGUGUGUUUCCUAAAGUGACAAAGUGCACCUUCCACAAAUACGGUCCGUCAGGAACCGUGCAGAAGUUCGACGGCUUGUGCGUGUUGCCUCUGAAUAUUGUGAACGAAAAGAUCUACGUGUUCCUAUGGUUUUGGUUCGUGAUACUGUCGAUCCUAAGCGCAAUUUCUUUGAUUUACCGAGCAGCUGUCGUGGCGGGACCGCGCGUGCGGUUGUACCUGCUUCGCGCACGUAGCCGUCUUGCACCCCAGGAACAAGUCGAGGCAGUUGCUCGUAAACUGCAAAUUGGCGACUGGUUUGUUCUUUACCAACUUGGAAAAAACAUCGACCCAUUGAUCUAUAAAGAGCUAAUGGCCGAUCUGGCUGAUAAGUUCGAGGGCAAGGACACAGUGUAG
Parnassius mnemosyne (clouded apollo) is the source of this 1080-nucleotide messenger RNA. Lineage: Eukaryota; Metazoa; Arthropoda; Insecta; Lepidoptera; Papilionidae. The record is from the annotation of a GenBank genome assembly.